Peronospora belbahrii is the source of this 573-nucleotide messenger RNA. The record is from the annotation of a GenBank genome assembly. Lineage: Eukaryota; Oomycota; Peronosporomycetes; Peronosporales; Peronosporaceae.
AUGCUCGUCACGGGAAUGAACGCUGGGCAUCAGCUUUUUUACCUGACGCGAAAGCCCCCUACGUCAAUUGAAGAGGCGUUUGCGAUCGUGUUGCGUGAAGACUUCAGUGUCAUGGCUUUGCGCAUAAAAUAUUCUUCGCCUCCUCCUGCUACUCAAGAUCCUGGGCCCAUGGAAGUCGACGUGAUUGAGCACGCCACAAACUCUCGGCGUGCUCCGAACGCCAGAUUCCGGAAGCCUGUAGCACCAAAACGGCUGGUUUGCUUCCGCUGUAGUAAGCCUGGUCACCACGCGGCUAUAUGCCGUGCACCUGCACCAGUCCUUUCUGUCGCUGCGUCUGGCGUCACCGUCAGCGCUGAUCAGCCAAUAAAUGACGGCAACCGCCCCGCUGUGCACUAUGCACAGCUAAAUGCCACCACGUCCAGAAAUGAUCCGCGAUUGAUCGUGCCUAGUUUUUAUGUUGACGGUGCGUCACGUCCACUUCGCGCAUUGCUGGACUCAGGCGCGACGAACAAUGUUGUCCGCGCCGAAAGUUUACCCGUUAUCCCGUCGCGGUUGCGUGUCCACGAGUCUUGA